Molecule: messenger RNA, 4532 nt
Organism: Scatophagus argus
Lineage: Eukaryota; Metazoa; Chordata; Actinopteri; Scatophagidae
Gene: edc3
Product: enhancer of mRNA decapping 3 homolog (S. cerevisiae)
Exons: 7
Coding region: 183-1619 (478 amino acids)
Biological process (GO): P-body assembly; deadenylation-independent decapping of nuclear-transcribed mRNA
Cellular component (GO): P-body
Molecular function (GO): mRNA binding
Source: RefSeq, a predicted model, not a curated record
UGUAUCGGAAGCCGGAAGUCGUCAUCCAGAAGCUAGCUACAGCAGCAGCGGCUUUAAAGUAUCCAAGAAGCUAAAAGCCAACAGUUUAAGGGAGCAACAAUUUUCCUUUCCGCGCUUAACUUGACACGUUAUUCAUCUGUGUUCUUGAAUAUUGUGCUACACACCAAUUCCGUAAAGCACUCAUGGCUGCUGAUUGGUUGGGCAGUUUAGUGUCAAUUAACUGUGGGCCAACACUGGGAGUCUAUCAAGGAGAAGUGGCAUCAGUAGACCAGUCCAGCCAAACCAUCUCCUUAAGACAGCCUUUCCAUAAUGGAGUCAAGUGCCCUGUACCUGAGGUCACAUUCAGUGCCAUCGACAUAAAGGAACUAAAGAUUUUAGAUUUCAGAAAUGGAAAUGCUAGGAACAGCUCCUUUGCAUCUACAAAGGUAAGCAGCGCUCCAGUUGCAGUCCCAAAGCGUGACCCCAGGUCUGUGGAGAAACUAAACUCUCCUCAGCACUGCUCUAAAAGCUAUGGAGACCGUCAUCUGGAUGUACCAGGCCAGCCAAAAGGAUUCCGUCGAAGACACAAUUCCUGGUCGUCCAGUAGUCGAGGGGCAAACCAAGUGACGCCGAAAAAGAACGGGGUGAAGAAUGGUCAGAUGAAGCACAGAGAUGAUGAGUGUUUUGGAGAUGGCAUGGAUGACGGGCUGGAUACAGACUUUGAUUUUGAGGGAAACCUGGCUCUGUUUGACAAAGCAGCAGUUUUCUCAGAAAUCGACAUAUCCGAGCGUCGUAAUGGUGCAAGGUCACGUGGGACGCCUCAAGAGCAGACGCCUUCACGCUACCGUCAUGAUGAAAACAUCCUGGAGGCCAAACCUAUUGUGUACAGACAGAUUACAGUUCCACAGCCAGGGGCCAAAGAGUACUGCACUGACUCAGGGCUUGUUGUCCCCAGUAUAUCCUAUGAACUACACAAGCGUCUGUUGUCAGUUGCUGAGCGUCAUGGGCUGUCACUGGAGCGAAGACUUGAGAUGACUGGAGUCUGUGCCAGUCAGAUGGCACUUACAUUGCUGGGGGGACCCAACAGAUUCACUCCAAAAAAUUUACACCAGCGUCCCACAGUGGCUCUGCUGUGUGGCCCCCAUGUUCAGGGAGCUCAGGGAAUCAGCUGUGGUCGUCACCUGGCCAAUCAUGAAGUUGAGGUCAUCCUGUUUUUACCCAAUUUUGUCAAGAUGCUCGACUCAGUCACCAGUGAGCUCACACUCUUCAACAAGACAUGUGGCAAACAGGUGUCAAGUAUCAAAGAUCUUCCAGACACCCCAGUGGACCUAAUCAUUAACUGCCUGGACUGCCACGAGAACACAUUCCUGAUGGACCAGCCUUGGUACCGAGCAGCCGCAGACUGGGCCAACCAGAACCGUGCUCCAGUGCUCAGCUUAGACCCUCCUGGUUGUGGACAGGGCCAGGCAGUCGAGGCCAAGUGGUCCCUCUCUCUUUGCCUCCCCCUUCCUCUGGCUGAGGGGGCUGGCAGGGUUUACCUGUGUGACAUAGGUAUUCCUCGCCAGGUGUUCCAUGAAGUGGGAAUCAAGUAUCAUUCUCCUUUUGGGUGCAAAUUUGUCAUCCCCUUGCAUUCUGCGUAAUGGGACCAAUUGUCAACAUGACAGAUUGAAUCUUUCAUCCUCCAUGACCAUUUGGGUUUUGGCGCCUUACUGUAUGUUCCAGAACUUCAGCUGUUUUUCAGUUCAGUUCUAACCCAUCAACAUAUGAACAGAACUUUUCCCCUCAUACUCAAGGACCACUGUUUGGUACAUUAGUUCUUCAACGAACUAAGUGCAUAUUGGUAGGAUAGUAAAGAGCUUUAUUGAAAAAGAAAACAUGUCGACCGUAAGAAGCCUCAGCAGUUAUGUCGACACCGUUGUAUUUACGUGGUAUUUCAAGGUAUUAGGAAGAUAGGCUUUUCAAAAGUACAGCUGAAGUGUCAAAAGUAAAACCAUAUAGUGUCAAGUUUUAAACUGAACAGGACAAUCUUUGACUUAAAAUGGAAACUUUCUCAGUGCUGGUGAAUAAACACCCUCACUAUAUAAUACAUGCAAGUACAAUGUUAUUUUAUUAAUGUGAAUGAGACAACAGAAAUCCAACUUAAUGUGUAUUGGUGUUACGCAUUCUCUGCAGCACUUGAUUACUGUUGUCUGAUGUUUUAAUAGGAUAAAAACUGCAUGUGAGCAAAUAUGGAAUAUUUGCCAUCUAUCUGCGUAAUGCGUUGUUUUCGAACUAUUUUGAACAGGGCAGCUACUGGAGAGAAUCCAGAUAUCAGCAGUUUUGUUUGUCAGUGGUAAAUUAAACUGUGAUGAUAAGGGCUUUGAUAAGAUGACAGCAUGUAAGCGCUAGCAAUUUCUUCCUUUUAGAGGAGAAGGUUUGCUUACAAAAUAUUGGUAUAAUAGAGAGCCUAAGUCAUGACUUCACUUGUCACUAGAAGAGUAUGUGCAGUUUCUCAGUGAAACAUGUAGCUGGGUUUUCUGUUCAUAUUCUAAAGCAAUUUGGCAUCCUCUUCAGCAGAUGCUUUAAAGUUAUACAGUGAUUACAAAAAAAAAUUUACAGGUAGGCAGCUCAAUAUCUGCAUCAGUGUAAUUAUCCGCAAACCCUAUUGAGCUUAUGGGAAAUCAUUUUCUUUAAAGGUUGAAUGAAUAAUAAUGUUGUUUUGUUUGUUUUUCUUGUCUAAAUCCAUGAUGUGAGCAACACGACACACUGUUGAGGCAGACUCGGUUCCAGGCUGGGAUUUUUUUUGUUAUUAGUAAUGCUAGAAAUGUCAUUGAAAUUUUGAAAAUUUUGAAUGAGUUAUUCUUACUUUUAGAAUAAAAUCUGGAAGUUCUAGUUUCACUUUGGCUCUCUAUUUUAUCAGUUAAAGGACCAUACCAGAGUGUGUGAAAGGUUUAGCUCCUCAGCUACAAAUCCUGUAUGUUUAACAUUAGUUCUGGUUUGUUUCAAAUGCAGGCUACAGUUUACAGUACAUUUUUUAAUAUAUGUUUAUCUGUUGGUUUCACAUCAUUUCUGUGCAGUGUAAAAAUCAGUUAGCUGAACUCUGUUAUGUUGCCUAAUCCAUCACAGCGAGCUUCAUUUCUGCUGUUAGUCACGGUAAUGUUGUGUGGCAAUGUCGUUCAGUCACAGAUUUCAAAAGUUUGUACAACUUUACAUCAGCAAAACAUGAAGGCAUACUUGACAUCGUCUGUGAUGGACUUAAGUUAGUUAGUUCCUGGUUGAUUUUUAUGUUGCAUGGAAGUUUAUUGAAUUCAAUGGAUGCCUGAAAGACUUGUUGGUGGUUAAUGGUGAUGUAAAAUCUAAGUAAUUUGUAAUGAAUGCGUUUAUUUUUAAAAAAAACCACUGGUGUGGUCCUUUUAAGUUUCAAACAACAUGAUUGAACUGCGUUUAUGUGGGACUCAAGUAUGUUUUUUUGAUGAAUUGUCUCGACCUAAAGUCACAGUGAUCAAGAUGCAGUAUCUCGCUCCGGUACGCGGUACUCGCUUUGAGCCUAAUCCAUUGGGUUUUCGUAUUGAGUAUCUGUUGGCCUGUUACCGCGUUACUAAACUAUAGACUGUGAAUUGUGAGGACGAGCUGUUUUUUUGUUUUGUGCAUCUUGAGGCCUUGACACAAAGGUUAUUUUACGCAUUUGCCAGAACUGUUUGACAAUGAAACCACUUGCUUGUUCUUUAACAGGAGCGUAGUAGUCUGUCAGUCUUUACCAGGAUAUUCUGCACAUCAGCAUGUCCUUAACUCUUGUAAUUUGAGGUCUGUGUAAUCUAGAAAAGGCCGCACUGAUGCAGUUCACAGCUACGGAAGUUAUAAAUCGUCCUUUGGGAUACUGCUUAUGGUGUGUGGUGUUGUCUCAGCAGGGUUCAAGAUGCUUGUAUUUUAUUUGUUAUGUUUCCUCUGUUGCGCAUUAAUCUGCACAGAGUUCGGUUGCAGAUUCGGUUAAAAUUACUACGCAAAAAGGAUUUCUCCUUUCUCCAGCAUUCCUCCGACAUGAUGUGUUGUCUCAUCUGUUGAGGCAAGUCUGGCUCCUCAACACCAGCCGGGGUUACUGAAUGUGAACGUAACAUGGGUUUUGUCUCUCUGUGGCCGCCAGGGGGAGCCAUGAGCCCACACUUAUGGUGGCUCUUCCUUAUUCUACUGUAACGGCAUCGUUUUCUUCCGAAUGUUAUUUUCUCUCACAGUGGUGUUAAUUCUUUAUAAAAUGUGAACAGUCAUCUAACACGAGGUGAUCUGGCGUUUGAUGGGAGGGUUUGAAAGUAAGGUGUGUUUAAAUGCAGGUUAUACUUUUUCAGAAUUGGUUUACACCUUUUCAGAUCUGCACUGGAUGUUCAUAGUCCAUGCGAGAUCGGAUUGCAGUUCAGAAAAAUCGCAUUAAAAAGCCACUGGGAGGUUUUGACUACACAGCAACUGUUUCCGCUUGGGAGCGAAGUUCACUGUCAAGGCUCCUGUGCAAAAACAGCGUGCAGUCGUCUUGUAUCAUGUCUGCAGGUUGAAAUUAUAAUAAAAACUUGUGUUAUUGCCUUCUC